AUGAUAUUGUCUAUUGAAUUCAUUAUACUAUUUCUGUUAUCUAUUCCGUUCGUCUUUGGAAAAUAUCCAUUACCACCCGAUCCGCCGCUGCUACCCAUACCACCUACAGCGCAUCUUCAUGGGUCUACUAUAAUAUUUACUCAGCGUGCAUUACAAUUAGCUCCGUCAAUUUUUCAUAAGUUUAUUGACGUUGGAGUGCAAUAUAUUCGAGAUCAAUUAAAUCAAAUACAUGAUAAGAGCGAGCGAUCUGAUUGCUGUGACUCUUGGCCUCUCUCAAGGGAUUGGUAUGCAGGUUUAUCAAGUGCAAAAAAAACUUUAGAACUUGUAAAUGAUCCAAUAUUAACAAUAGCUGAUGACAAUUAUAUUCAAAUUGAUGCAAUAGCUCAUAUGACUGUUGUUAGCGAAGUUUAUUUUCGUCUAUACAUUUGUUUGGUUCCUAUACCACCUCUAUGUGUAACUAAUACACUUUGCUCACGUGGUAGCAAGUUAUGGGUAGAUGCUAAUUUACAUAUACAAAUACGAAUCGCAGUGGAAAAUACAGAUCUUGGGGUAGUAUUCAAGCCAGUCGUUCAAAUUAAAUUUUUAAACAAACCCAACAAAGGUGGUUGUGAUUGUGAUUUCUUCUGUGAUGUUAUCGCCGAAAUAACCGACCUUGAUAGCAAAAUUUACAAAAAAGCAGAAGAGUUUAUGACACAAGAAAUCAAUGAUCAUAUGCAAUCCAUAUCAGCUGGUGGUAUCUAUCCCCCAUAUUAUGGUAUUGCUAUUCGCUAUACACUAGCUUCAGCAGUAUUACGUACCAACCAAGAUAUGCGAGCCUAUAUUUCAAUUGUUGUUUAUGUACUGAAUCCUGUUACCCAAAAAUGGCUCAUUUAUCAAGAUUAUGAUCAAGAACGAAGUGUAUUAUAUCCACCAUUUGAGUGGCCAAGUCCUGGAUUACCGCUACCGUUAGCAAGUCUAAGAGUAGGUUCGAAUGUAAUGAAUGCAAUAUCAUCGGCGUUCGAAUCACUUGGUACAUUUGAAAGUAAUGUAAAUGAUAUAAUUGAAGAUGUAUUUUUUGAUGAACAAAUAUAUUGGUACAUAUUUAAAAUAUCAAUAUUCAGACAAGAUGAGGCUCUUUUACAUGUUGAUUAUGUUUCAACUAAUGUUACCUGUCAAUUCAAUCGAUUUAAUUGUAGUAACUCAGCAUUUGAUAAUAAUAGUACCAUGUGUAAUGUAUCAGAAGAUGAUAUUCAAAAAUAUGCAGUGCCAUUUUUAAGUGGAACAAUUACUAAUAUUGAUAUGAAUAUUGUGAUGUUAAUGACAUUAGUUAAUAAUCGCCCUGGUGUUUAUUUAAAUGGUACAUACAUCAACAGCGAAAAGCUAAACAUUACAAUAAAAGCAGCACCAUUACCAAUACCGCCUUCAGCUGAAGGAGCGUUAUUAAAACAUAUGAUUUUGCGGUCACUACCGAUAAUAAAUUCAAUGUUUAUUAAAAAUCCAUUAUUGUUACCUAAUGAUACCAUACCAUAUUUUCCUAAUCCAACUUCUCAUCUAUAUCCACAAGUCAAUAAACAAGGAAAAAAUAUAGGGUAUGGAUAUAUUGACAUUGCAAGUUAUGAAAUGAACUCAACUAUACAUGAACAUAAACUCGUUUCUCAUAUUAGCAAUACUCGUACAACAACAACGUGUACUACUAACGUCGAAUCAAUUAGGCCACACCCAUCUGAUAUAGCAUCAUUAGGGGGUAUCUAUCUAUCAAUUUUUGAAUCAGAAUAUGAUGAUACAAUUCAAAAUACUAAUUGUAGCAUUGCACAGGAAGGAUUUGAAAUGUCAUCAUACGCAUUGCCUACAACAACAUAUAUAAAUUCUACAACAUGGAAUGAUACAUGUACAGUUAUUGCUCAAUGUAUAAAUACAUCGGAAUUUUUCGAUUCAAAUUUACAGUAUUAUAGUUUAUUACAAGAUUCCACAACAGGUUCUAUAUUAGCAUUAAGUUUUAUGUGUUCGGAUCCACAAUGUCAACGAUGUCAAUACCAACAAAGUUUUUGCAAAGAAAAUAAUCCAACAGAAAAAUGUUUAUUAGGAAAAUAUUUUUAUCGCUUUAAUCAAACAUUAUUCUCAUUCAAAAUAGCUCUUUGGGAGGAAACAACAAUAAAAACAUGUACAAUUAAGACAAAACCCACUACGACAAUUAUUCCUCAAUUAGAUUUUCAGUUAGUUAAGGCUAAAACAACUUUUUUAUUAACAUAUACAAAUGCUGAACAGUGUCAAUGGAAUACAACAAAUAAUGCACCAAAUUAUCUUUCUAAAAUAAUAAAUUUAGGAUCCAAUUUGAUAACAGAAGAAAAUAUACAUUGUUCUACAUGCAAUUCCAAUUUAUCAUCCUCAAUAACAUGCUCAGUAUCUACAAUAGAAACGACAUUAUAUAAAAACUGUUACAAAGUUAGCGCAUUCUGUGUGGAUAACUGUACCAGAUGUAAUUAUGAUAUAGAUUUAGUUUGUUUAAACUUUUGUUUAUUUAAUAAUUUAACAAUACCAAUGACAAGUAGCUCAUUAUUAUCAAUUGAAGAUAUUUGGGAUUCGAAAUGCUGUUUAAAUGCAAGCUGUGAGCGAAACAAUUCUAGUAAUCAUACUGUUACGAUAGGAAUAGUUGUAACAGCAAUAACUUGUUUUUGUAUUAUGAUAAUAUCAAUAAUUGUUUUCGUAUAUAAGAAAAAAGCAAAGACACAACCACUAGUAAUAAAUAGCGAAUGUAUACCUUUACUACCAAAGAAUCAAGAUGAAAUUCUGCCUUUACUACCGAGAAUAAACUGUUGUUUUAUGAUUGAUUUUAUUAAAAACACACCACAAUGGUUUAUUCGAAUAUUUCAAACAGUUAAAUUAUGGUUUAUUGAAACAUUUCGAAAACCAACAAAACAGGAUAUUUCAAUUUACAAUUUUAUCUUUUUUCUGUUGUACCAUAGUAAAUAUUUGUUUGGUAUGUUAUUUGGCUAG
Messenger RNA from Rotaria sp. Silwood2, 2973 nucleotides. The record is from the annotation of a GenBank genome assembly. Lineage: Eukaryota; Metazoa; Rotifera; Eurotatoria; Philodinida; Philodinidae.